Melanotaenia boesemani (Boeseman's rainbowfish) is the source of this 693-nucleotide messenger RNA. It is a transcript of the gene gpx9, whose product is annotated as glutathione peroxidase 9. NCBI's taxonomy places the organism in Eukaryota, Metazoa, Chordata, Actinopteri, Atheriniformes, Melanotaeniidae. The record is from RefSeq and is a predicted model, not a curated record. Gene Ontology annotation, molecular function: glutathione peroxidase activity. The transcript has 5 exons. Gene Ontology annotation, biological process: response to oxidative stress.
CAUGCCGAACAAUUGCUGACCAAUGCAUAAUAUUUCAGUGAAUGACAAGCCAACAGGAUAGUUGAGUGAAUACUCACUCUUGACUGACUGCAGUCCAUAUACAAGCUGAGAAACAAGCAUGGCUAAUAACUCUUUCUAUGAUUUCUCUGCUGAGACACUGGAUGGAGAGGAGGUUCCGCUCAGCUGCUUCAGGGGUAAAGCUCUUCUCAUCGUCAACGUGGCCACUUUCUGAGGGUCAACAAUUGAGGAGUACCACCGGCUGAAUGCACUGAUGGAAAUGUUUGGCAACCUCAACUUCACUGUUUUAGGAUUCCCCUGUAACCAGUUUGGUCUUCAGUCACCUGAAAUGAAUCAUGAAACUCUUCAUAUUCUAAAGUAUGUGAGACCUGGUGGCGGCUUUGUUCCAAAGUUUCCCAUUUUUAGUAAGGUCGAGGUAAAUGGACUGAAUGAAGAGCCUCUUUUCUCCUUUUUAAAGGAAUCUCUGCCAUUUGUUAAUCCUGUUAUUGGAGACAUAAAAAAGUUUUACUGGUCUCCAAUCAAAGUCAAUGACAUUAGAUGGAAUUUUGAGAGGUUUCUCAUUGAUGCAGAUGGCACCCCCAUCAAAAGGUAUGAGCUACACUACCCCUUUGAGAAGGUGGAGAGGGACAUAGCAGAACUUCUUAAGUGAACUUUCUGCAAUUUGUCGCCGGUGGC